GUAUCAUUAUUGAUUAUGUCGUUAUAGCGUGCAGACAUGAUUAUUAUUCUCUUGACGCUGUCUUUUAUCUCGGUGCUAACUGAAGCAUGCGAGACGCCCAGGUGUACUAUACAGAACACAAACAGUGGAUUAUGUCAUGUCGACAAAAAAAGUAUAGAUAAAGAAAAGAUACAGCCAUAUAUCUAUAAUGGAAAAAUCUCCGUGAAAUUUUACAAUGUAACAACAGAGCCUAAGCAUACCAACAGCAAUGAAAAUAUUCAGAUAAACAUUAGAAAAGUUACCAAUGGCAUGCCAGGUACGAAACAAAAUCUGCAGUUUAUAACCAUGGAGGUUACGAAAAACAAUCUACCAUGGAGAUACAUUGUGAAUAUACAAAAGAAAGAGACGGUACGAAAAGACAAGGAGUUGAUGGUUAUUUUGUCUUGUUUACAAAUGUCAACGCCAGCAAGCAAAAGCAACAUCACUAUUGCUCUAGGAAUUGAACCAUUGAAGAAGCAAAAAAGGAAAAAGAAAAACCAAUAUACCAAGAAAAAUUCAAAAGAUGUGUCAGAAAUUGGGGCGAUCUCUUUUCAACAUUCUAUGACAAGAAAAAAGAAAAACGAACCAAAAGGAAAUAAGAUGAAAAGAUCUGCUCAAGGUAGUGAAAAGAACUGUAUUGUGAAUAUUACUUCAAAAACAAUAACGUUCUGGUGGUCGCCGAACAAAGGAAAUAAAAGAGUAUACAGAUGUGGAUUGAUGGAUUCUAAUGGCGACAUAAUUACAGGAACUAUGUCUAAAACUGGCAUGCCUGUUUAUUGUGUUACACCAUUUAUUAAAGAUGAACACUAUUAUGCACGGAUUUUCUUCUAUGUCGGAGGAAAAAGAUACCACGCAAGUCCAUGUAAUGUAUCUGUGGAUAUGAGAACCAUGGAAACUUACAAACCCAAUGACGGCGACCCUGCCCCUGCCCCUGUCGACAGCACACUUGUCGCCGUACUCGUUAUACUUUUCACCGCAAUGUGUAUUCUUUUUGUCUUCAUUAUUUGCCUGUUUUGGAGUAGAAGGAAACUACAACACAUCAACGAAGUGGAUGACAUGUCUUCUGAUCCAAAAGCAAUGAUUGUGUCUGUCAAUGAAUUCGAAAACGGUAUUCCCCAGCUUGUUAGUUUAUUGGAAGGAGCGAAGAUAAACGUCGUAACUGUUGCAUCUAACGUUAAAGAAAAUAUGUUGAGUCGACAUGACUGGUUGGAAAAAACUGUUGGCGAAUGUAACCACUUCAUCUUUAUUGUUACAAAACAGAUGGGAGAGAUUUUAAAAAGGAUGAUUACCGAUCAUCCAAAGCAAAGAGAAGCUGAUUCCUCCAUAGAUAGUGAAGGAGAGACAUGUGCAUACACGAUAGCUUUGAUAAAAAAUAAGUUUAUCAAGAGCUUGAAAUACGAAGGGUUUUGCGUAAAUUCCUGUCAUUUGGUAAGUUUUGACGAAAAUUACUGUGACGGUAUAUUGCGAUCACAUCAAGGUAGGGAGUUGUUUCCUUGCAUCAAAACUCAUUCCUACAAUCUGUACUUAAAAGAAAGGUUUCAGUUUAGCCAUGCUUGUCGUAUUAUCAACAAUAUCAAGAGAAGCGAAAAAUCUAAAGCCAGAAAAGUUCGUCAACCGACUCCAAGUCAGAUAUGCAAACGUCCAAAGGAGAGCAUGGACAUCGAAAGCGCGUUUGUCUCUAUGAUACCUUCUACAUAUUGUAAUUUUAUUCCUGUUAGCCAAACUGAAAGCAACGAAAACGAUUCGGACAUUGACAUCGAUGUUACCAGUGAUUUGUUAGGCUAUGAAAUGUACUGUUGAGAUUCGUUUCUAUUAUUCAUGUCGUAAAAUCAAAAUUAUGACUUUCUUAGCCAUACACGAAAUUUUAUAUAUGUAUAUGAGUCUGUCUCAGAAUUUCUUACUUGCAAUGAACUACAAAACUGUACACAGGGUUAUUUUCGCCCCAUGUUAUUUUCGCCCUUUAUUUAUUGUAAACGUUUAAUUCUCGCCAUCUUGAAUUCACCCAGGAAUUACAGCUGUGUUUAACGAUAUAUAUGAGACGUUGGAAUUUGUACAGUCUUAAAUUCGCCCACUGGAAACGAGGGCGAACAUACCGAAAAUAAAACGGGACGAAUAUUUCCCUGCCGGCAUACAGUACAUUCAGUAAAUGAAGUGUAUUGAAAAUUGAUUUACACCGAUUAUCCGUUUAACAAACUAGUCAAUUGUCUCAAAAUUAUUAGUCAACUUAAAAGCAGCUUAUUCAGAGUCUCAUUUUUUUUAAGGAUAACUGAGUAUUUUUACAACGUCAUUACAUAUUUUUAUAUCAACAUGAACAUAUGAUGAAGUGUGUUUAUCAUUCAUAUUUGUUUUUUUUAAUAUUUUCAGUUGUAUUUUGUAUAGCAUACAUGUACAUAAAUAAUAUAAUUUUUCAAUCAUUAUAUCAUAAACCGCAAUGUUCAGUUUUUAUCGUGUAAUAAUGUUAUCAUUCUAUUUUUUAUGUAUAACACAAAAUUGUUUUUAAUAUAUUUUGAUCUCAUAUUUAUGACGUCUCUCUGAGCUUCAUAUCUGCAUGAAGAGGAGGUUUUAUGACAGUAUUGUCUCAAAUAUUUGACAUCACCUCAAUGUAGAAACAUUUAGAUAUAUAAGUUAAACGGAUGAAGAUUUCUUUUAAAAAAUAAAGACAUUGUCUUUAAAGAAAUGCGAGCAAAAGAAUCAAAGAAAAAUUUUAACGAUGGAAAAGAGGAACCUAACCAUGACCUCGUCACGUCAUAUCGACAAUCAUUUAUUUUCAAAUUAUUUGCGUUUUAGAACACUUACUAGCUGGGUUGCAUUACUUUACUAGCUCAAGAAGACAUGUUCAAUCGUUUUUAUAAGGCGCCCCUGUUCUGACGCCCUUGUUAUUAGUUUUACGUAUUAAAUCAAUGUUAUUUUGCUUUAUAUAUACAGCCAUGUGUUCAGCUGCAAUAUUCCUUAGACAUGAUGUGCAUUAAGAAUGUAAAAAUCUCAUUUUUUUUAUUUGGUUUAAUUUUCAAGUGUUAUGUGUUCAUAUUUUCAUGUUCAAUGUAUAAACACAAAAAUAAAUUAAGUUUGAAACAAUA
Molecule: messenger RNA, 3095 nt
Organism: Magallana angulata
Lineage: Eukaryota; Metazoa; Mollusca; Bivalvia; Ostreida; Ostreidae
Exons: 10
Coding region: 37-1818 (593 amino acids)
Source: RefSeq, a predicted model, not a curated record